AUGUUCAAUCGACACCUCUGGGACAUACCAUUCGACAUCUAUCCUAUGCAGCGUUACUACGUCCUCGCCAUUUACGUUCUUUUCUCCAUUGCGACGGGCUUGAUCAAGAUGUCGAUCCUGCUGUUUUACCGCCGUCUAUCGUCCCGCGCUGUGUCAGAGACGUAUCGGUGGACACUGCGUAUCUUGAUUGCGAUCAUUGCCAUCCAUACCAUAAUCUUUGUGUGCGUUACGAUCUUGAUGUGUAACCCAGUCUCCGCAUUCUGGAAACAGGAGGACUUCUUGCUGGUCGCGUCAGGCAAAUAUGAGUUCAAGUGCAUGAACGAGGGAGCUGAAAUUGUGUCGAACGGGGAUUUCUUCGCUGCAUCUCUCCCCGCCGUACUCUGUUGGAAUCUCCAAAUGAAUUUACGAAAGAAGAUCGCACUGUACUGCGUGUUCGCCGUCAGCUAUGUCGUAGUUGCUUUCGGUGCCCUGCGAACCUAUAGCUCUUAUCGAUUGUUCUUCCAAACGUCCCUCCUCGAAGUCCACGUCGGCGCCAUGUGCGCCAACGCCCCCACCUUCCGUGUCUUCUACCUCCACUACUUCGGAAGCGGACCGUCGAGCUCGAACGGAACAACAUCAUCGUCCUUCAAAUCGAAAAUCUCGUUCUGGAAGAAAGGCUCAUCGCCCAGUAGCAGAGGCUAUAUCUUGGAAUCACAUAGCUCCAAGCAUGGCAACAUCGUUCAGACGAGCGCAUCGUUCGGCGGCGAGAAGCCGGAAGAUGUCGAGAUGGGAAGGAUUCAUGCAGCUACACACAUGUCUGUGGUGAGCACGAAUGUUCAGGCGUUACCGCCGGUGGCACCUGCGCCGUGGAAGAAUUGGGCGAGGAAGACUUAG
Molecule: messenger RNA, 873 nt
Organism: Parastagonospora nodorum SN15
Lineage: Eukaryota; Fungi; Ascomycota; Dothideomycetes; Pleosporales; Phaeosphaeriaceae
Exons: 4
Coding region: 1-873 (290 amino acids)
Source: RefSeq, a predicted model, not a curated record